Messenger RNA from Chenopodium quinoa (quinoa), 2237 nucleotides. RefSeq names its product isoflavone 2'-hydroxylase-like. Bases 466 to 2034 code for a protein of 522 amino acids. The record is from RefSeq and is a predicted model, not a curated record. Gene Ontology annotation, molecular function: heme binding; oxidoreductase activity, acting on paired donors, with incorporation or reduction of molecular oxygen; iron ion binding. Lineage: Eukaryota; Viridiplantae; Streptophyta; Magnoliopsida; Caryophyllales; Amaranthaceae. The transcript has 2 exons.
GGUGUUGUAAUCUUUAUACGAUUAUCUUUCUCUCUAUUAUUAACUUCUUGUCAAGAAAAAAAAGAAAAAAAAAAAGGAAAAGAAAAAAAAUCCUCUCUCUCUCUAAUCUCUAUUAACUGAUGGAUAAAGAUUUAGAAGUGAAAAUCUGUUAUCACUCACUCAUACAGUCAUAUUACAUCACUCAUUUUGGAGAAAAUUUAAUUUAAACUAGCUGCAAACACUCAUUUUGGCUUAUUUUGCUGAAAUUUAUUAUAGCCUUGAACCGUUUGAACUUUCCUAACCAAUAAUCUCCGUUACUUUCAGCCCUCCAAAUGAGAAAAAAUAAUCAUGUAUGUUUAGAAUUGUCAAAAGCUGAUCAAUACCAAUCUACUAGUAUAAAUUUGUGGAUAUCCAAAACCCAUCUAAUCACUCACUAUACACCUACUUACACUUUCUUUUUUCCUUGAAAUUUUUGUAGCACAUUACAUGAUGCAAUUGUUGUCAAUAGAUUAUGAUAUUGAUAACAUUAUUAUAGUUAUCAAGUAUGUUGCAUUUUAUCUGGCAACCUAUUUCACACUUAAGCAUACCAUCCUACGUUCCAAGGUUAAGGGCAAAUUGCCACCACGUCCAUUCCUCUCAGUCCCUAUUAUAGGCCACCUCUACCUCUUUAAGAAGCCCCUCUAUCGCUCCCUUGCCCGUUUGGCGGCCAAGUACGGCCCGGCCCUCUAUCUCAGGAUGGGGGCUCGGUCCGUACUUUUACUCUCCUCUCCGGAGGCAAUUGAGGAGUGCCUUGUUAAGAAUGACGUGUUUGUAGACCGCCCCCGGCUCCUCCCCGGAAAGCAUGGGGGUAAUAACUAUACUAACAUGGCAUGGUCCCCUUAUGGGAAACACUGGAAAAACCUACGACGGAUUGCUGCCGUUGAGAUCUUAUCACCUCAGCGGUUGCAAAUCCUGUCAGGGAUCCGGACUGAAGUAGCCCGGUCCUUCAUUCGUAGGAUGAUAAAGGAUAUCACUGAAAAUGGCGGAAUAGUGGAGAUGAAAUCCGCCAUUUUUGGGCUCACCUUAGAUAACAUGAUGAGGAUGUUAAUAGGGAAGAGUAACUACGUGGAGGCGAGGGGGGGAAUGGAAGCUUCUAGAAGGUUCCAAAAAACUAUGGAGGGUAGUUUUAGGGUGAGUGGAGUGAAUAACUUGGAAGAUUUUUUGCCAAUUUUGAAGUAUUUUAGGGUGUUUUUAGGAUCACCUGAGGAGUUCAUGAAGAAGUUAACAAAAGAAAGGAAUACAUUCAUGCAAGGAUUAAUGUUAGAACAUAGAGAGUUAGAAAGAGUAGGAAAUUUAUCUGAUGGGAGAAAGAGGGCAAUGAUACAUGUUUUAUUGUCCUUGCAAAAGGAGGAUCCUCAGUAUUAUUCCGAUGAGAUGAUUGGAAGCCUCAUUUUGGCCUUAUUUCAAGGUGGAACGGAUACUUCAGCCGCAACAGUAGAAUGGGUGCUUUCUCUACUUCUCAACAACCCCAAAGUCCUAAAGAAAGCACAAGAAGAAAUCGACACAAACGUAGGAAACACUCGUUUAGUAGAAGAAUCCGACAAGAACAACCUCCCUUACCUUCAAUGCAUCAUAAACGAGACACUACGAAUGUACCCUACCGGUCCCCUAGGACUCCCUCGUGAGUCUAGGGGUGAUUGUUACGUAGGGGGAUACUACGUCCCUAAAGGCUCUAUGUUAAUUUACAACAUAUGGGCGGUACACAAUGAUCCCAACAUAUGGGAUGACCCGAGAAAUUUCAAGCCAGAGAGAUUUUUGGAUCUAGAGAAAACUACAUUAGGGUACAAGUUCAUGCCUUUUGGUACCGGUAAAAGAGUUUGCCCCGGGGAGCACUUGGCAAAUAAAAUGAUUUGGUUGGCCGUCGCAAUAUUGAUCCAAUGCUUCGAUUGGGAACGAACUAGUAACGAUUUAAUCGAUAUGGAGGAAAGUGGUGGUCUUUCGUUAGUAAAACUCGUUCCUCUUUGUGUUAAGUGUGGUCUUCGGCCUUGUAUGAUGAACGUUCUAUCUCAACUCUAAAUCUUUAUGUUCGUAUUACACAUAUGAAUGUAUCAAUGUCUAGAAUAAAUAUCUGGUCCCUCUCGAUGCAUGAUUGUCCUCCGUUUUGUUCAUAGCAUUGUCCAAGUUUAAGAAUUUUCAACGUUAUUGGUGGGGAGUUUUGUGACUUUUGAGACGCAUUGUUUGCUGUCUAAUCAAUAAAAUUUCAUUUUUCAACGUUGUAA